GUGGAGGUGGAGAGCGGGGCUGUCGCUAUUUGCAGCCCCGUAGCGCCGUGUAUCUCCCUCUCUGUCUUUCCCCCUCUGUGUGAGAGUGAGUGAGUGAGUGAGUGAGUGUGUGUGUGUGUGUGUGUGUGUGUAUGUAUGUGUGUGUGUGUAUUUGUGUGUGUGCGCGUAUGUCUGUAUGAGAGACCGUCUCUCAGGCUCCUUCCCUCUCUCCCUCCCUUUCUCACUGUCAUCCCCUGUCUGUCUGUCUCUCUCUCUCUCUCUCUCUCUCUCCAUCUCUCUCUCUCUCUCUCUCUCUCUCUCACACACACAUACAUACAUACACACACACACACACACACACACACACACACACACACACACACACACACACACACACACACACACACACACACACACACACACACACACACACACCUACCAGCAUUAAGCAUCUGUCUUGUGUAAUUCAGGGGAGACCCAGUGGAUUUUUUUAAAAAAAAAGGAGAGAGAGAGAGAGAAAGAAAAAGGGGGAAAAAUCUACCGGCAGCAAGAGGAUGAAACCUUUCGCGUCAAGGUUCCCGCGCUGGCCUUUCACUGUCUGAGAACGGGUAACGGAGCUGCAGUAUCCGGAUGGGAAGUCGCGGAACAGCGGAGCUCUGAGACUGAUCGUUGUAUUUUUGAGUGAAGAUCGGGAUUUCCAAGCCUCCUCCCUCACUCACACACUGACACACAUUAUAUAUAUAUAUAUAUAUAUAUAUAUAUAUAUACGGCAGAGAAGGAGAGGAGAGAGGGGGGAAAAGCGGAACGUUACCAGGUUUCUAUUGAAAUACUGAAGAGAUCCCAGCGGCUGGAUUUCGUCCUUGUCAUGCCAGCGGCGCGGAGCUGCGGCGGAUUCGGAGCGUCUUGAUCCUGGUGCCCGGAGAGAGCAGUUUUAUUCACAAUGUGGAUGCGAAGGGAGAUGCAUUAAAGGACUCAGGGGAGUGUGCAGAUGGAGGUUUGAGGACCACUGCUUCCAAACCGGCAACCUUCCCGUUGUAGACUGGCCAACGACAGGGCGGUGCACACGGACCAGACAAGCGACAAUGGGCUUCCUUUGGUGGGCACUCUGCCUUUGCUGGAUUACAGUUCUCAGCUCAAGCCCUGCAGAAGGUUUGAGUCGGGCUGCCUUGCCAUUUGGUCUGAUGCGCCGGGAGCUGGCGUGUGAAGGGUACCCCAUCGAGCUGCGGUGCCCGGGGAGCGACGUCAUAAUGAUCGAGAGCGCCAACUAUGGGCGGACUGACAACAAGAUCUGCGACGCCGACCUCUUCCAGAUGGAGAACGUCGAGUGUUACCUUCCCGACACCUUCAAGAUCAUGUCACAAAGGUGUAACAAUCGCACGCAGUGUGUGGUGGUAGCAGGUUCCGACGUCUUCCCCGACCCCUGCCCAGGAACCUACAAGUACCUGGAGAUCCAAUAUGAGUGCGUCCCCUACAUCUUCGUCUGCCCCGGCACCCUGCGCAAGAUCUUCGAGCCCACCAAUGUCUUCGAGUCGGAGCACGAGGCGGGCGCCUGGUGCAAGGAUCCACUGCAGGCCGGCGACCGCAUCUACUACAUGCCCUGGAUCCCGUACCGCACCGACACGCUGACCGAGUACGGCUCAUGGGAGGACUACACGGCCGGUCACCCCACCACCACCUAUCACCUGCCUCACCGUGUCGACGGCACUGGCUUCGUCGUCUACGAUGGCGCCGUCUUCUACAACAAGGAGCGCACGCGCAACGUCGUCAAGUUCGACCUGCGCACGCGCAUCAAGAGCGGCGAGGCGAUCAUUGGCGGCGCCAACUACCACGACACAUCGCCGUACCGUUGGGGCGGCAAGACUGACAUCGACCUGGCAGUGGAUGAGAACGGCCUCUGGGCCAUCUACGCCACUGAGCAGAACAACGGCAAGCUGGUGGUGAGUCAGCUCAACCCGUACACGCUGCGCUUUGAGGGCACCUGGGAGACGGUGUACGACAAACGCUCGGCCUCCAACGCCUUCAUGGUGUGUGGCGUCCUCUACGCUGUGCGCUCCGUGUCCAAGGACGAUGACAGCGAGGUCAUCGGCAACACGAUCGACUUCGCUUUCAACACCAACCUCAACCGCGAGGAGCCCGUGUCCAUCGCCUUCCCCAACCCCUACCAGUACGUCUCGUCCGUGGACUACAACCCCCGUGACAACCAGCUCUAUGUCUGGAACAACCGCUUCGUGCUGAGAUACUCUCUGGAGUUUGGACCCCCCGACCCAACCAUAGCACAAGCCACAAUGGCUUCCACAAGCAGCACAGGUGCAGCAAGGCCAACCACAGUCACCACGACAACCACCACCAGGAAAGCCCCUCUCACCACCAUCGCGGUGGGGGCAAUUAACCAGCUGGUCCCGGAGCAGCACCCCGUCACUCCCAAAUUCCCCUUCACAAGUCGGACACCUCUAUCCAACCAGCUGCCUUCGCCGCGGAGGUACUGUGAACCGACGGAGACCAGAGGAAUAAAGUGGCCAUCGACACAGCAGGGAGUUCUGGUGGAGCGUCCGUGCCCCAAGGGGACCAAAGGUAUAGCCUCCUACCUCUGCGUGGUUUCACUUGGACUCUGGAACCCAAGAGGACCUGACUUCAGCAACUGCACCUCGCCCUGGGUAAACCAAGUAGCGCAGAAGAUUAAGAGUGGGGAGAACGCAGGUAAUAUCGCACAAGAGCUUUCUCAACACACCAGAGGGCCCAUCUAUGCAGGCGACGUCAGCUCUUCCGUGAAACUGAUGGAGCAGCUAUUGGAUAUCCUUGAUGCUCAGCUGCAAGCUCUGAAACCCAGUGAGAAUGAGUCCGCAGGACGCAGCUACAGCAAGAUUCAAAGACGGGAGAAGACCUGCAGAGCAUACAUCGAGGCUGUGGUACAGACUGUGGAUAACCUCCUGAGACCAGAGGCCCUGGAAUCCUGGAAAGAUAUGAACACAACAGAACAGGUUCAUACAGCAACCAUGUUACUGGACAUCUUGGAGGAGGGAGCAUUCCUGCUGGCGGACAACCUGAAGGAGCCAGCAAGAGUCAAUGCCACCACCCAGAACGUUGUGUUGGAAGUGUCCGUCCUCAGUACUGAAGGACAAGUGAAGGAGGUGACGUUUCCACACAGUUAUCUAACAGAGAGUUUUAUCCAUAUCUCUCCGAAUACCAUCAAGCAGAACAGCCGUAAUGGUGUUGUGAAGGUGGUAUUAAUUCUCUACAACAACCUUGGCCAGUUUCUGUCGACAGAGAAUGCAACAGUGAGAAUGGGAGCAGAUAUCAACAGCCAGGGCACCUCCAUCGUUGUCAACUCUCAGAUCAUCGCCGCCUCCAUCAACAAGGAAUCAAGCCGUGUCUUCCUUACGGAGCCAGUUGUAUUCACCCUGCAACACCUUGAUUCAGAAAACCACUUCAACGCAAACUGUUCUUUCUGGAAUUACUCUGAGCGUUCUAUGAUGGGAUUUUGGUCAUCACAAGGCUGUCGACUGAUUGAAAGCAACAAGACUCACACCGCCUGUGCCUGCAGUCACCUCACCAAUUUUGCGGUGCUCAUGGCUCACAGGGAGAUUUUGUAUGAAGACCGAAUGCACAGACUACUGCUGUCCGUAAUCACCUGGGUUGGUAUCGUUAUAUCACUGGUCUGCCUCACCAUCUGCAUCUCCACCUUUUGCUUCCUUCGAGGGAUUCAGACCGAUCGCAACACCAUCCACAAGAACCUCUGCAUCAACCUCUUCAUUGCUGAACUCAUCUUUCUAAUCGGCAUCAAUAAAACCCAAUAUCAGGUGGUGUGUCCAAUAAUUGCAGGCUUCCUCCAUUUCUUCUUCCUGGCUGCCUUCUCCUGGAUGUGCCUUGAGGGCAUCCAUCUCUACCUCAUGCUUGUUGAGGUCUUUGAGAGCGAAUACUCCAGAAAGAAGUACUAUUACCUCUGUGGUUAUUGCUUCCCAGCACUGGUGGUGGGAAUCUCAGCAGCAAUAGACUACAGGAGCUAUGGAACUGAGAAGGCAUGCUGGCUGCGAGUGGACAACUAUUUCAUCUGGAGUUUCAUUGGACCUGUGUCCUUUGUCAUAAUGAUGAACCUGGUCUUCCUCAUGAUCACGUUGCACAAGAUGGUCCGGAGCAACAGUUCAUUGAAACCAGACUCCAGCCGGCUGGAGAACAUCAAUAAUUAUCCCAUAUGUGAUGGCUACUAUAGUAUGGAUUUGCCUGGAUAUGAGGACGACAAACCAUUUCUGAAGUCAUGGGCGUUGGGUGCGAUCGCUCUCCUUUUCCUUCUGGGUCUCACCUGGGCAUUUGGCCUGAUGUUCAUCAACGAGGAGUCCAUGGUGAUGGCUUACCUGUUCACCACCUUCAAUGCCUUCCAGGGAAUGUUCAUCUUCAUUUUUCACUGUGCUCUCCAAAAGAAAGUCCACAAGGAAUAUAGCAAGUGCUUGCGACAUGCCCACUGUUGCAGCCGCCCUGGGGCCGGAGUCUCCCACGGCAACCUGAAGACCUCCACCAUCCGGAACAGUAACCGGUACUACACUGGUACUCAGAGUCGGAUCCGGAGAAUGUGGAAUGAUACCGUUCGGAAGCAGUCAGAAUCUUCCUUCAUGGCGGGAGACCUCAACAGCACUCCCACCCUAAAUCGAGGAACGAUGGGUAAUCAUCUACUGACCAAUCCUGUUCUGCAGCCUCGAUCCGGUGCCAGCCCUUACAACACACUGCUGGCGGAAUCUGUUGGGUACAAUGCUCCCUCGCCUACAGUCUUCAGUUCUCCAGGGACCUACAGAGAGACAAAGCACUCAGUCAACAUGACGAGGGACCCGUGCGCGGUCGACACUCUCCCCCUGAACGGCAACUUCAACAACAGCUACUCCUUCCGGAAUAAUGACUUCGCCGCGGAAGGCACCCCACUGGCUGAUUGCCGCCGCAACCUCAGCGACGCCGCCUUCGAGAAGAUGAUCAUCUCCGAGCUGGUCCACAACAACCUGCGGCCCGGCGGCAAGAGCCUGCCUGGGGAGCAGGGUGCACCGGCCAGCGGCGGAGGGGGAGCCACCAGCAGCGAGGAUGACGCCAUCGUCCCCGAUGCCCCCUCCCUCACCCAGGAAGACAACAUUGAGAUCGAGCUCAUGUACAAGGCGCUGGAGGAACCAUUGCUCCUGCAGCGAGCCCAGUCCCUGCUCUACCACAGCGACCCCGAGCUGGAGGAGUCAGAGAGUUACACCGCUGAGAUUACGGACGGGCUAGAUGGCCAGCUCCAGUCCCCAAACAGAGACUCCCUCUACACCAGCAUGACCAACCUGAGAGACUCUUCCUACCCUGACAGCAGCCCGGAGGUAGUGGGGGAGACUGCCCCUCAAUCCCAAGGCAACGACGAGAUGUACUACAGCACCAGACCCAACCUGGUGUUUAGGAGCCAGCUACAGGCCUACUACCAGUCCAGGAGAGGCAGCAAUGAUGGCUACGUGGUGUCGGUUGACGUGGAUGGCGCCGUGUCGGAGGGUGACGGACAAAUGCAACUGGUAACCAGUCUCUGAAAUGAAAAUUGGGGGGUGGGGGCAAUUCACGGACCCGGGUAGAGGGUGCCCUUGGAUCUGCCAGUAACAUAGGGCUGUGAUUUGUACAGAGGACCAACCCUGGUUGGAGCAGGGCUGCUGGUCUUGCUUUGCUGUUGGAUGUAUUGGACUGUAUUAACCCUUGGGAUCAUCUGUUAGAUAAACUACUACCUCCAGCCAACUUCUCCCAACCUCGGGUGGAACUGGGUGAAUUGGGAUCAUCCCUAGUUCCACUAAAGGUGACUGAGAAUUCAUCAGCGCUUCAGUGGGAGUGAAAAGGUGGUGGUGGUGAGGGGGGGAAGGGUUGAAGUGGAGCGACCCUGCCAUCACGGGCAAAUUGCCAGUCCCUGCAUUCACAUCUUGGUGUGACUCAGAAGCCAGCUGAAAGUGGCAAGACACUCAGUGCUAAAACUGAAGAUGCCUCUCAGCUUUCAAACUCCCAAGAAGUUGACCAGCCCUUGGGGGGAAAGCAAACAGCAGAAGUAAUGCAGCCAGGAACACUGCUGGCUGUGAUGUGUAAUCAGGAACAGGCAUUUAGCAUCAGCUAACGAUGUGUGCGGGAUUAUUGGAGUCUUAAGCGAUAAAUUCUCCAAACUACAUCAGAAGAGGCCUGGACCACAGCUUUAUGAUCUCUCUCUGUAGAUGAUCCAACAGAUAACUAUCUAGGCACAACACGCGGGGUCCUCUCGCCGCAAGAGCUGUCUGGAUCCAAACUCCAGUUGGAAGACCCUCGUGCCUCCAUCGCUGGUGCUGCCAUCUCACUGGAUCUCAGAUACCCAACCCCCGCCCUCCCCCCACUCCUCAUGGCGAAGGAGGAGGACAAGAGGGCGGAGGGAAGAAAGCGUAGGGGUUUCGCAGGGCAGCAAGAACAAAUGUCCUGGGCCUAUCUGGCAAUGAUACUGCCUGCCUGCCCUCUCCCUCCUCAUCAGGGGUGUCUGGGUGGUGGAGAUCAAGAUGCAAGUAAGCUGGCAGCUGUCACAAGGGGCCGAACCUCCCGCCUGUCAACAGCGGCAGAGGGUGAAGCAGAGUGGAGGGCAGACCCCACUCCCCCAAAGGCCACAGUCCACAAAAGCUCAAAGAUGAUGUAAAUAGAAAUGAACUUCCGUGCAAAGAACCACGUUUUGUUUUCAUUCGCUUUCCUUUUGAGUUCCUCUCCUCACGUGUGCCACACUGACUGAUGGAAUCAUUUGCCGACCCCGUCAUUGCUUGGGUGACAGAGGUCAGGCCCUGUUGCACAUCUAAGGAGUGGCGUUGUUGUUUCCCAUCUCCAAUAGCACAUGUAUUAUCCACAGGAGGUUGUGAAGGAGUGACCUUUGACACAAAGAGGUCAAACUCCCACUUGACAAAAAGCUCUUGACGAUUGGUGGACCUCACUUUUCUUGUGGUUGUGGGCCAUCGUUAAUCUGUGUAAUUUUAAAAGAAAAAAAUAUACACAAAGUGUUCAAUGUCCUCUUAAAUCUUUUGCGUUCUCAGAGCACAAAAUCUUUUAUAAUCUCGUCAUGUCCCCCGAGUAUUUAGAAGGAGGCAGACCAGACUUCAGUCUUCAGAAGUUGCCUUUUGCCCUCUUCAGAAAGGAGGGACUUUUACAAUGGUGUGUGUGUGUGUGUUUAACAAAAAAAAAAGAAAAAAAUGCCAAUAUAAGCUUUAGACACAAGGGUGUCGCGCACAGUCUGUUAACAGCACUUUCAAUCGGUCUGAUAGAAGUUGCAAGAAUGCACAUCAUUAGCCCAUAACUGGGCAGCCAAUUAAAUCUGAGCUCUUUUCCUUCAUCAUGUAGCUAUGGGAAUCAGUCUGCAAGUAUCCAUUGAGGCUUGAGGUGGACUCCCAGCAUCAGCUUUGUACUCUGGUUGUGGAGCCCCAGAGAGUGGCUCUGUCUCAUUAGUAUGGAGCCUCCGUGACCAGCUUUGUUGUGGAGCCCUAGAGAAAAGUCACACGAUUGGAAGGGGUCUUUCAUAGUCCCAUUGUACCAGGACCACAUUGUUAUUAAGUGCUGAGGGUCAGUUCCAUUCAGUUCCUGAAGGAGAGGCCAACUAUCCUUGUGUGACAGUCAGGGUGUUCUUAGAAUCAUUACAAACUCCCACAGCACAGAAAAACACAGACUACAAAGGCAUCAUAACAUAUGGGAACUAUUCUUGUGUCCACUGAUUCACAGCCAGCAUCAGAGCCAGCUUACCAUAAAAUAGCUUCACACAAGGCUGAUGUCUGCUCUUACACAGAGUAUUCCUGUGUGCACAGCUAGUUAUCAGUCAGAUUUACACAUUCGUGUUCUGACACACAUGUACAGCCACACCAGCCAGAUCUCACACAUACACUUGUUCACAAAUAAUACACACACACACAUUUACACACUCCGUUAAACUUCAUGACCUCUUGGGUCUAAUGAUAAGCAGCAGACAUAAGUCAUUGACCCUCACACAGAAACCAGCUACCCCAUCACCCUAAUUGGAGUUUGGCUGAAAAUUUUCCUCAAUCUGUCCACCAGUCAACUCAAUCCCCUCAUUACUGAGUGACCACAAAAGGGAAUUGGCCCUUCCUCUGCACCCUGUCCAGCACUCCCCCAAUCUGAUCCCCUUCAGUUCAAUCCCUUCAGCCUCCUUUGCCCAGCUUAGCCAGUUUCUGCACUCUCUCCAGUGCAAUCACAUCCUUCCUGCAACCAGAAUUCAACACAGUCUUCUACCAGUGUUUCUUACAGUUCUCAUCUGGCCUCCCUCUUCCUGUAUCCUGCCUUGGCCAAAAAACGACACAAUGGAACAGUGCCUGAGAGAGCAGCUAGAGAGCCGUCACCUGCCAAGCUAAGGACCCAGAGCUCCGAAGUGGAAGUGACCUUUGUUAAUCUUCAGCUGGCAUGGACAAUGUUGUGUGUAUCUUCCUAUGACGUGAGACACAGCUACUGGUGCUGGAACAAGUGUCCAAGUUCCAAGAUAAGACUAAAACACUCCAAAUCCACCUCAGACUCAAAACAUUGGAGGGGGAGACUACCUCAAAGCCCAGAGAUCCCCUGGCCAAUGAUGAGGGAAAAAAAAACAACCUAGCUGACUAACAGGGUCUUCUUAACAAAAAAAAAGCAGAAGUGGCAAACCCUUCAUUUUAAAUGAUUCUAUAUACUUUUAAUUCUUAACUUAAUAUAAAGUAAGAUUACAAAGGGCCAGGCAAUAUUUGAAAUAUUGGCUUAGAAUCAGAUUUUUAUACUAUAUAUUGCAUUUAAUGUAUAUUGAAUGUGAUUGGAACGAAUGACUGUCCACUGACAAUGAACUGGUUAAUAUAUUUUCUGUUUAUUUAUUAUGUAUUCUACAGAAUAAUAUAUAAAAUGGAAAUAUUGGUUGUUGUAUAUGUGACUACAGUCUGGUAAUUACCAUGUUUGAUCAGACCUAAGAUGCAAUUUUUUUGGGGGGUUUGGGUGGGGAGGGAAGGGGAAAUCUGUCUCCAUCCACUUGAACCCAAGAUGAGCAGGUUGUCACAUGGCAAGUCGGCACUGGCUCUCCUGGGAGAGCCCACCCAUUGUGUUAUCAGUUCUUAUGACACAUCCCGCUCCGUAGGAAGGGGGAUGGAGUGUUGUACCCAGAAAAUGGGCAACAGACAGAGAACCAGAAGUUAUUCCAUUCUUUGACCCCACCCAUUUGCCCUUUGCUUUUGAACUCAGGAUACAACAACUCAUUCUUCUAAACCUUCUAGGAAUGUAAGAGGCCAUUUCAACCCAUCGUCUGUUCUGUUGAAUCUGGGAUGAUCUACUGUCAGACACCCUUGCUUCAUUUCCCAUCACUCUCUCACUCUGGAAAGCUCCAACAUACCAAAGGUGGGAGUUCCAAAUUCCUACUAUCCUUUGAGGAAGUGCUUCCUGAUUUUCACUCCUAAAUUGCCUGGCUCUAACAGGAAGACCAUAGUAAGACAAUCUUGCAACCGUCCACACUGUGCAUGUGUGCUCACAUGCACACACACACACACACACACACACACACACACACACACACACACGCACACAUUUGGAGCAAGAAUCCUUUUCAGAUGCCACUCAUGGUCUCUUUGAUGCCAACAUCAACUUCACCCCUCACUUCUCUCUGCACUGCAUAUCUUUCCCCCGUCAACUCUGUAUGAACCUUGCUUCAAUCCUGGUAACAUCCACCUCAUUGCAACUCGCCCAAAUCAUCAUACUGUGGAGACGCCGGAGAGGACGCGUUUGUAAAGCCGAAGGGAAAUUUAAUUGGGGUACUUCAAUGUAUCAGAAGUUUGAUAGAUUUACUUUCUACUGGUGGGACAUUCAUUCACCAGAGGAUGCAAUUUUACCAUCAUUGGCAACUGAUCAAAUAGAUGCUAAAGAAACACUUGCUCACACAAUUAGCUGUUGCAACUUUAAACUAGCCAACUGAAGAGUUGUGGGAGAGAUUCAAUUGUAACUGCCAAAAUUGGACUUAAAUCAAAACAUAUGACAAGUUUGUGGGUAAAGAGCAGGGUAGUGGAAGUGGCCGGUUAACUUUGUGAAAGGUUCAGUGUAGAGACAAUGGGUUAAGUGGCCUCCCUGCCAUGUAUCAUUCUGUGAUUCUGUCUUCCAUUGCUUUCUGGUUCUGGCCUGCCACUCUACUCGUUUGCUGCCGGGUUUGUUACACUUGCAGCUUCGCCCCUAGUUCUGGGUACAUACCAGUGGUUUCCUUUGUCCCAGUCUGUGGCGAUUCCAUUUGACCUUAGGCCAUUUGGGCUUGGAAUGUAACUACUGAAAUAGGUGGGGUCAGGGGUUCCCGAACCUUUUUUAUGCCAUGGGCCCCUAACAUUAACCGAGGGGUCUGUGGACCCGAGGUUGGGAACCCCUAGGUGGGGUUGUGAGGGGUAGCCAUCCCCAAUUAAACUGCUGGGCACUCAAGUCUUGUGGUUUCUCACUGUGUCGCUGUCCAGGAUGUGUGAUAAUGGAAUGUCAGACCUGGUACUUCAGUGUGACCUGUUCUAGGAUGGCCCUCUCAUUACAAUUGUACAACUUUCAUUAAAAAAAAAUA
Messenger RNA from Mobula hypostoma (lesser devil ray), 10510 nucleotides. Its product is annotated as adhesion G protein-coupled receptor L1-like. Gene Ontology annotation, molecular function: carbohydrate binding; G protein-coupled receptor activity; latrotoxin receptor activity. The record is from RefSeq and is a predicted model, not a curated record. The coding region runs from base 1062 to 5510 and encodes 1482 amino acids. Lineage: Eukaryota; Metazoa; Chordata; Chondrichthyes; Myliobatiformes; Myliobatidae. Gene Ontology annotation, biological process: heterophilic cell-cell adhesion; adenylate cyclase-activating G protein-coupled receptor signaling pathway; cell surface receptor signaling pathway. Gene Ontology annotation, cellular component: presynaptic membrane; plasma membrane; axon. The transcript is spliced from 27 exons.